UUUUGUUUAUUCUGUUGCAGGUGUGGACAUUGUCAGCGUCUGCAACCAACCUGGAAUGAUUUGGGAGAUAAAUACAAUAACAUGGAAAACCCACAGGUCUAUGUUGUUAAAGUGGAUUGUACCGUAGAUAUUCCACUGUGCUCCGAAUUUGGUGUUCGAGGAUACCCAACCCUAAAGCUGCUUAAACCAGGACAAGAACCUCUGAAAUACCAAGGUCCUAGAGACUUACAGACACUGGAAAGCUGGAUGUUGGAGAAACUAAAUGAGGAACCAUCUGAUCUAGGUUCUGAUGUGGAGCCACCAAAAGCACCUGAACCUAAGCAGGGAAUGUAUGAACUCUCAGCAGACAAUUUCAAGAUGCACAUAGCAGAAGGUAAUCACUUUAUCAAAUUCUUUGCCCCCUGGUGUGGUCAUUGCAAGGCUUUGGCCCCAACGUGGGAACAGCUGGCUCUAGCAUUUGAACAUUCGGAAGCUGUCAAGGUUGGCAAGGUUGAUUGUACCCAGCAUUACGAAGUCUGCUCUGAAAACCAAGUUCGUGGCUAUCCCACUCUCCUCUGGUUUAGGGAUGGUGAAAAGGGUGACCAGUACAAAGGAAAGAGGGACUUCGAUUCCUUAAAGGAAUAUGUGGAUUCCCAACUACAGAGCUCUCAGAAAGAGCCACCAGCAGAUAAACCCACUGAAGCUCCACAGCCAUCUGCAGAACCCGCCCAUGUUGAGGCUACAGUGCUCUCCCUCUCCGAAAAAGACUUUGAUGAAACCAUUGCUAAAGGGAUCACUUUUAUUAAAUUCUAUGCUCCAUGGUGUGGCCACUGUAAGAACUUGGCUCCAACUUGGGAGAACCUUGCCAAAGAGCAAUUUCCAGGUUUGACUGAUGUCAAAAUAGCAAAAGUCGACUGCACUGUGGAACGUAACGUCUGCAACAGAUUUUCUGUACGUGGUUAUCCUACACUUCUGCUUUUCCGAGGUGGAAAGAAAGUUAGUGAACACAAUGGAACAAGAGAUCUGGAAGCACUGCAUAGCUUUGUUUUGCGUCAGGCAAGGGAUGAAUUGUAAUAAAAGUCUCGCUGCUCCAUCCCUGGCUGUCUUCGUACAGUAGUGGAGGGAUUUAAAUCAUUGCCAAUUUUCAAAUAGUGUAUGGGGGUACUGGGGCAAUUUUUUUGUUUGUUUUGGGGAAACUGAAUGUAUUAAACAUUGGUAUCUUCCCUCUGUGUGUGUGUUAAAGACAUGUCCUACCCUGUUUGUGAAGGGAAAUGAACAAGUACUUACUGUGCAAAUGGAGAACGUCUUCAGCUUUAGUAGUGUUACUGCAUCUCUGUGUUACUGCAGUGAAGUGUAAAUGGUUUCUUUUGAGACUAAAAUACAUUAGGGGAAGCAGUAAUAUUUUUGUCAUCCGGUUGGAUUUGGUCAAAAAGUAAUCCUUACAAACUGCCCACCAUUACUAGAAAGGUAAAAGCUGCAGCUGUGUUAAAUUUUGCCUCUACAACAGUAGUUAUAACCUAUUUGUCUUAAUAUAGCUGCUGGUUAAGAAAUGGAAAGUCACAGGAGGUUGAAAACACACACACCUUUGGAAGAUACCAGGCCACCAUGAGCUGGUUGUUUCCUGUUAAUCCUCUCAGCAUGGGAGGUCUAGCCAUAAUGAAAGUAAUGGUACUGUAACACGUGCCUGAACGUUACUGAUGCCACAGUGUACAUAUAGCAGAUGGAUUUUUGUAGGCUGCUUCCGUCCAACUCCAGAGGAGUAACUAUGGGCUAUUUAUAUCGAGCUGAAGUGACGCUUCAGCUAUUAUAGGCACUAUUGUAACUACUCCGUUAAUACUAAAUGGUCAGUUAGAUGUUAGAGCUGAUGACAUGAGUUUCCUACCCUCACUGGAAUCCAGACUUUGGGCUGACUUGUUCCCUAAGUAUUCUGAAUAAGGAGCAACAAGUAGUACAAUGUUUAAAUUUUCCAUUCAGCCGUAUUACAGUAGUCUAAAAUAGUUCCCCCUUCCUCUUGAGCCUUAACCUUUUUCCAAGCUAUUACUAUUGAUAUGUUUGGAAUGGUAGACCUAUGCGAUCUGUGUUGCCUUGGAUUAUAAUAUGGAUCUAUUCUUUGGUGCAUAAGAUGUUCCAUGUUAGAUAUAAUUGAAAGCCAAAGAAUUUCCACAGCAGAUAUUGUUAAAAUGCAAUGACAAUAGCAAACCGAGGACUGAAUUCUGCCAUCUCAUGUACACAGAAACUCAUGGAAUGAGUGUGGCUACAGGCUAAUUUGACAGAUCUGUCAAGAUACUGAUUUUUGUCCAUCAUAUGGAGUAGUGUUUGUUUUUGUUUUUUAAAAAAAGAAACAACAAAUUUAUAAAUCAGUAAAUUUCUCUUAGUACUUCACUUGACUGUUUGUCAAGAACCAUUGGUUCUGUUCAAUCUAAAACUGCGUAAGGGGGAAAAAUCCACAAUGAAAGCUAAGUAUUGUA
Messenger RNA from Struthio camelus australis, 2447 nucleotides. Lineage: Eukaryota; Metazoa; Chordata; Aves; Struthioniformes; Struthionidae. The record is from RefSeq and is a predicted model, not a curated record.